This is a messenger RNA of Carassius auratus (goldfish), 3476 nucleotides long. RefSeq names its product UPF0583 protein C15orf59 homolog. The transcript is spliced from 2 exons. The coding region runs from base 2002 to 2727 and encodes 241 amino acids. Gene Ontology annotation, biological process: inhibitory postsynaptic potential. Gene Ontology annotation, cellular component: postsynaptic density. The record is from RefSeq and is a predicted model, not a curated record. NCBI's taxonomy places the organism in Eukaryota, Metazoa, Chordata, Actinopteri, Cypriniformes, Cyprinidae.
AUAAUCUUUUUGUCUCUAGAAAUGACUCUUUUCCUUGGCUGUCUUACCAUCUGCAAGGCUAAAAUUGCCCAAACACUCCAAAAAGUAAUAGCACACCUCUCCCCACCAAGUCUCACUAUCUGAGGUAUGAUUAAUGUUCACAGCACAAAAGGUUGCGUUACUUUUCGUCCCUACCGUCAUCUCAAAUUUUAUCUGAUAUUCUAGAUGACCAUUUGGCACCGUAUGCCUGAAUACACUUUUCAACACAACUGCUUGUUUUGUGUUAAACCCUUCAGUUUUUCCCCCAAUAUUUCUCAUUAUUAUACAGUAGUUCUUGUUCUUGAGUUCCUACCUACAAAAUAAUGAGAGCCUUUGUUUGGGACAAGCCUCGCAGGAUGUUUUGAAGAAUCAUUAUAGAAAGGUAAAUUAGAAUUUCAAACUUGCUGACACAGCCCCCUGGUCGAUUCGUGAUUUGAGGAGACUAAAAUGAAACUGAAUACAGGAGACUGAAGCAUCUCUUGCACAUAAUUAUGGUUAGGGUGAGCGGUUUCCUUAUGUACUUGCAUCUGUUUUUGAUUCAUUACCGAUCUAAAUGGGAUAAUCUGGUCUGCUUCUAUUGCUGCAGAGCCGGCACAUUCAGGAUUCACGAGCCUGCACUGCAACACUGAAUUGAAUUAAUUUGCUUCCCCAACUGAGGUUGCAAGUGACUGAAAAGAUUUGAGCAGAGAGCAAGCUUGAAAGUGUACAUGAAUUGAUGUGUCUUUCGGAAGUAGGACAAGUGACAGGACAAGGGUGAGUGGGACUAAAGAGUAGUGUGUGUACGGUAGCAAGAAUGAAAAAGGUGGGAAGAGUUAUGGAAGGGAGAUCAUAGAGAAUGAAUGUGAGUGUUUUAGGGAGAGUGAAUGAGGGAGAGAGAGAGAGAAGGGGGAGGUUUCCUAAGUGCUUGUGCAUCAGUGACUGAUAGAGGACAACAUUGCAAGAGAGGUGUUAAGCAUGCAUCCGUCUCUAGUGUUAUCUGAGCGUGCUCAGAUGGGGUAGGAGAUACGCUGCACGGUACGAGGGCACAGUGGGAAAAGCCUGGCAACUCUGUGGAAGCUUUUUAUAGACAUAUGGAGCAGCAAUAAAUCCCAACGACAUACAUUCUGGACAAAGCCUCAAAAGCCAAGAGAAGACAAGAUACUGAAAUUUUGGUGUGGGUUAGCUGAACUGGAUAUUCAGUACUCUCUUUGUCUCAGGGAGAUGGUUCUUCAUAGCAGUAUCUGUCAGGAUUGCCUCUGAGAGAAACAAUCUUUGGCUCGUCCUCCCAGGUGCCAUUCAAAUCGGAUGUGAUCUUUUUCUGCCAGCUCGAUUGGCAAUGUGACUUGUUCUUACCAUUCUUAGUGCACUUUUUGGAUACACAUAUUGUUUACAUCAAAUACUGAUGGCUCCUGCACUGAAGGCUUUGUCGUCAACAGAAAACACACUUUAUGGUAUACGUUUUUGAGAAAGUGGAGUUGCAGCAGAGGAUGCAUAUGUGGAUGUGGAGAAUCGGUAAAACGAUUGACAGACGUCCCACAUAAGGAAGCAGACUGACUUUCGGGAUGUCACAAACCUCUCAAAAUAGAAGCUCAAAAGGGUGUUUUAUUUAUUUAUUUAUUUGCUAGCUGUCUUAAGAACAAAGCUUCUUUCAUGCCAAAAAUGAUACCAUUUGAUUUCAUUUCAACAUCAUACGGAAAAGAUCAAAGCUUUGCCGAGAACUAUUUGUUUCAGUGCUGAAACUAUUCCAAUUUUCUUGGUGCUCUUUCUUUUUGAAAGUUUUCCUUUUGAAUUUACUGAGAAAUACUAGAUAUUCCUUGACUGAUUUUAAAGUUUCUUAACAUCAGCAAAAAUAGAAAUAAAAAACUAUGCUAAGAUGUUUGGAGCAGAGAAUGGGCCUUUCAUUCAGAUAGGGUCAAACAACACUGUGGUGGGCUUCAGACAUGAAGACCAGUGUCCAGUCCCCUCCUGGCUGCCGCUGCUGCUGCUGUCGUCCCUAUGUGAAGGAUGUUUCACGGCACUGUGCUAGGACCACUUGAACCGAGCCAGAGCCCUGACCGGAGAGCAGAGAUCCGAAGGCACAUUAAGAUGGUCAUGGAACAGCUGGAGGAAGUUCUUGCUGAGCUCAAGAACGUGGCAAAAGAGCUCCGGGAGGUUGUUGCACAGAUUGACAAGUUAACAUCAGAUAUUGACCUCGACUCAGACGAUGACCUGACACUAGUGUGUUGCAACGAGGACCGUGGUGACCUCUUGCACAAUGAGACAUUAUCCGACAACCACUUACUACACAUCCCUCUGCUAGACACGGUGUGUAACCCAACCACAGCCAAGAAACAAGAGCUCUACCGCAGGAGCUGUGGAGACUUGCCUGCCCUCAAUGGACCAUUAAAGGCCACAAAUAGCCCUAAAGCCUCCUGGCUCUUUGGAUCUGGAGGACGGCUCCAUUACUAUGACAAGACGCUAUAUCACGCGUUGUGCUGUGACGAUGAUGAUUGCAACGAAGAUCGAGGGGGAAUGAGAUCAUCAAGGCUGUCGUCCACCGAUUCUGUGUUUUCAUCUUCACCUCCGAGGUUUCUGACGCCCAGAUGUAAUCGUAAAACUUACUCCAGCCCGGACUCGAAGAAAAUAGCUCUCCGUAGCUGCAGUACGCAAACUGUUUCCGAUAAAAGCACACAAACACACCUCCCAUACAUUCCAGCCAAACAAAGAGCUUCAAGUGACUACAAGAACUGAAACGUUCUGCAAGCGCCCCUAACUGAAACAUCUGUCAUUAAUUUCUCACCCUCAUGCUUCUCUGAAACCAUAUGACUUUCCUUUUUUCGGCGGAAGGCAAGUGAAGCUGAAAUAUGACAAAAACAACAACAACAUAAAAAUAGUCCAUGUGACUCAAUUACUACAUUUGAAAUCUUCUGAGGUUCACAAAACCAGUCUGAAUGAUUCGUUCAUAAAUCAGAGCUACUGCACUUUUAUGAUAUUUCAACAAUAUUUUCAUGUUGCUUUUGUCUUUUUAAGGCUUAAAUCAUGAAAAAGUGUGAUUGAAAUCUCUCUUUGUGUUCCACUGAAUGAUAAAAAUGUCAGCAAAAAGACAUGAGUGUGAAUAAAUGAACAUAAUUUUCAUUUUGUGGUGAACUAAUUAUUUAAAUAAGUUUGAAAUGUUUGUGAAGUGUGUCAUCUGUAUUUAUGAAAUGUUUAGGUCGAUGCUUAAUGAUAAUGAAUUACUGCCAUGGAAAAACCUCUGUUCUCAUGGAGUUUGCAAAGAACAAUUUAAACAUCAUUUGGAUUCAUUAUGAGGGAUUAUGCCAAUAUCGAAACAAUCAUGCAUCUCGGCAGAACAUUAACCCCAGUCCAAAGCCCCCUAAAGAGUGAGAAUUGGUUUCAGUCACACCCACACUGCGCAGAAAAUAGACAGAGUUAAAUUAAGCGAGUGGUACACUUCCCCAAAGAAUGUGCUUUAUAUUAAGCUGUUAUUUCUGAAUAAAAUG